CUUCUCUCUCUCCCCGUUCUCGGAUCGUCAGGGGGCGUGUCGGUGCGCGCGGACAGGCAGCGGUCGGACUUUAAAAUGGCGGAAAAAUAAACGAAGAAAAAAAGUAAAAAAAAACAAACAAACAAACAAAAAAAAGAAACCGUGGACACGGAGGGAAGCCCCGCUGCUGUCCGGGACGGGCCGGGCGACAGGUUUCCAUGAACUGCACCAGGGUCCUCCAUGUCCUGAACCCUCGCCCCGGGGGCCCAUCUCCCAUCAUGCCCAUCGACGUGGCCGUAAGGAUCUGCCUGGCCAGCUCACCUCCUCUGCGCUCCUUACUCGGGAACUGCAACAAGCGCUCCUCGUCCUCAGUCGCUCUGCUGCCGCAUUGCCGACCGCUGCGACCCUGCCUUACCUCCGCGAUGGCGACGGCACCAUCAGCGGGCGUAGAGAGCGGCGGCGGCAGCCCGGGGAUGUUAAGGAGGAAGACCGUGGCGUUUGCGGACUCGCGGGGUUUGGCGCUCGCCACUGUCCACGUCUACAACGAGUGCGAAGAUGAGGCGCUCAGCGAGCUGCUGACCGAGAUCGAGAGUGCUGCCUCCGGACUGCACCUGGCAGACAUCAAAGAUCCAGCAGAUUGUGGUUCUUGCCUGGUUCUGGCCUUCACCCAGCCAGCCGCAGACUACUUAGACCUGAGGAGUCGUCUCAAAGCCCAGCAGGUGUGCCUGGAGACCUGUUCAGUCCAGGAACACCUGCUCUCGGGUACUGUCCAGGUCCGAAACAUCUGCUUUGAGAAGUCUGUCUGGGUGCGGAUCACCUUUGACUCUUGGUGCUCCUUCCAGGACGUUCGCUGUCAGUACCUGAACAACGUCUACGGUUGCCCCGACACCGACACCUUCUCAUUCUCCAUCGCGCUCCCGGAGCUCCUCAAGCCCUCUGGAAAAGUGGAGUUCUGUAUCCGGUACCAGACUCAGGACCAGACGUUCUGGGACAACAACCUUGGGAACAACUACCGGCUGGCAACGGCCGACCAAAACAGUCGGAGCACGGCCGCUGAGAGUCCAGCUGGAGUGCCGAUCCAGAGGGACCGCAGUGGAGACAAGAGAGAUGAGAUCCAUUCGGACUUUGAUCCGUUUGGAAGCCCUCGGACAUCAGCAGGAAUCUUUCCUGAAUGGCAGAGCUGGGGCCACAUCGACACCACCCCCUACUGGUGAGACUGCCGCGACACAUUUUUAGGUCACACUCACUGGCUUUUAUGAUGUACAAGAUCCACUUCAGCACUAAAGAAACACUUUAUCCUCCAGCUGUGAUCCAGAUGUUUGUAGGAUUCACUGCGCACUUCCUCACUUUACCUCACAGGAGUUCUCAGACAGAUGUUUACCUCUGGAUCUGUCUCAUACUCUUUUACCCCAUGCACCCGAAAACUGAACCUUUAACUUACACCCUGGUUCCCACGAUCCCGGCGCCUAGCCAGAUACCACCGGGGCUCCUUCAUACGCAGCACAGAGAAGCAGUCGGAGGAACCAGGAGCUCCAAAGGGCUUUAAACCAGCAUCCAAAGGAGACUUUGAACCGCGAAGCUUUCUCCGAAGCUCCCAAAGAUCCGUAAUCAGCGCCUUACAAACGUUUUUUCCUCUGGUCUACAUGUUCUUCUUCUUCUUUUGGGUUUCACAGGACUUGGAUGACCUUCACGUCUUCAUGAGCAUCCUUCUCUGGAGGACUCUGAAACACCAGCAUGGUUAAUGUAAGGGUUCCUGAGGGGCUCACCUUUUUUUGGGUUGUUUUAUAUGAACUGAAUUGCUUCUGUCGUCAAGACUUUCUCACAGGAGGAGUUUCCUUGGUUCAUGAACUCGGCGUGACCGUGACGAUCAGUGUUAUGCUGUAACAGGUCGGAUUCAGGAAGUGUUUUAGCCGUGACUUUAGACGGCACGCACGUGACUCACUGCUAGUUAUUAUGAUGAUGGCAGGGUGUAUGGAGGCGGAGCCGUGGUCACCCUGGCACACGCUGUGGUCCGUCUCUGUUCAGACUGGUUUGUCGCUCUCUUAUUGGAGAUUUUUUUUGUUGCAGUUGUUCGCUACUGUGUCGACUCGGACUCGCUAUAGUUAUGUCAGUGAGCUUAGACUAACCGUUCUCGAGUCUGAACUUGUUUUAAUGCUGAGAUCUUGUAAUAUCUGACCUUUGACCUGUGACUUGGACCCUUCAGGGACUGGACCAGCUUCAGUCAGAGCUGUGCCUUCACGUCUCCCUGUGGGGAUCCUGAAAAUGUAGCUUCAUAGGCUAGUCCUUGAGCUAAAGUCACAUGACCAGAUUCAAAGGUUAGCCUGAUGACGCAAACUUGUCCGACUGGUCAAUGUCAAAACUAUGGCUCAUCUGUUACCGGGCAGAUUUCAGCCAUGUUUUCCCCCUCACUGAUGUAGCUUUAAACGGUCAAAGGUCAGGAAAGCCUUGUCAUGUUUAGUUGUUUUACUCUGACCCUCUGCUAUGGGCGGAGUCACGUGACCUUUCACUUCCUCUUUGCUCCUGAAACCUUUACUGAACACUCCAGUGCUCUUACCUGUGUGUGUGUGUGUGUGGGGACCAUGUGACAAGAAGUAAGAGGGAAAUGUGUUAAAGUGAACGAUGAUGAUGUCGAUACUGAUGGGCCCUGAAGUGUUUCCUGAAGGGCUUGUGCUGCGUUCAGGUGCUGUCGGCCCUGAGGCUUGGAGUUUUUGUAUGAGCGACUGUAUCGGGGGGUGGGGGCACAGUUCUGAUUGUCCCUAACCACAGAGCCCCGCCCUCAGCUCUGACUUAUUGUAUUUAACUUGGUUAGCUCGUGAGCUAACUAGCUGCUAGCACUGUAAACGUAAUGAGAAAUGUAAUGAUGAUGUCUGUACCAGGAAGUGAUGUAAGCAGGGAGUGUUUGUCUGUUCCUAUUUUUGUGUAUCAUUUCAUAAUAAAAGUCUAACAUUUGUAAA
Neolamprologus brichardi is the source of this 2933-nucleotide messenger RNA. RefSeq names its product protein phosphatase 1, regulatory subunit 3Cb (gene ppp1r3cb). The record is from RefSeq and is a predicted model, not a curated record. NCBI's taxonomy places the organism in Eukaryota, Metazoa, Chordata, Actinopteri, Cichliformes, Cichlidae. Gene Ontology annotation, biological process: regulation of glycogen biosynthetic process. Gene Ontology annotation, molecular function: glycogen binding; protein phosphatase 1 binding. Gene Ontology annotation, cellular component: protein phosphatase type 1 complex.